Messenger RNA from Diabrotica virgifera virgifera (western corn rootworm), 8552 nucleotides. RefSeq names its product transcription factor Ken (gene ken). The record is from RefSeq and is a predicted model, not a curated record. Gene Ontology annotation, cellular component: nucleus. The transcript is spliced from 4 exons. Gene Ontology annotation, biological process: regulation of transcription by RNA polymerase II. Bases 571 to 2241 code for a protein of 556 amino acids. Gene Ontology annotation, molecular function: RNA polymerase II cis-regulatory region sequence-specific DNA binding; protein binding; DNA-binding transcription factor activity. NCBI's taxonomy places the organism in Eukaryota, Metazoa, Arthropoda, Insecta, Coleoptera, Chrysomelidae.
CUGCCAGUGAGCCAGCAGUGUGCGCAGUGGUGGGAGGAAAAGAAAAGGUGGGAAAUUAUAGAGAAAUGAGGAAUUAUUAUGUAGCAAUAUGAGUGAUUUAGUGAGCAAAGUUAAUGUAACUUAUAUUUGGGAUGUAUCAUCGAGGUAAAGUGUUAGAUUUGAUUUUGAGUAAAGAGCGUCGCUAGCGACGUUGUCACCGACAAACGACGACUGAAUUUCAGUCAGGACUUCAGGAGACUUGCUUGAAUACACACCGUGCAUUUGUGAAGGCUCCGACUCGAGUCAGUUCACUUUUACUUUCAUUUGUGGCGCAACCUAGUGUUGAAAACUCGUGCCCCAAAAAUACACAACACUCGACGCGAGGGCAGGACAGCGAGAAGACGCGAUUGAGCGCGGUGCAUCUGGUUACGGCGAUUCUGUAGUGGUAGUGUGGUGGAGCUAUGGCUCAGUGGUAUGGUGGUGUACUCUAUUUUGGUGCUCGCGCCCACCCCCAGGAUAUACAACCCGCGGGAACCCCUUAAGGACUAAAUUUUACUCCGGGUUGUCCUUCUCCAAAUUACAAAAUUCGCCAUGUACUCGGAGGACCAAGAAUCGCACGGCCUAUUAACCUUGCAUUAUGGCAAACACCAUGCUACCAUAGUUGACGAAAUUAAAACUUGCUUUGCUUCAGAGAAUUACGCCGACAUGACAUUCGUAUGUGACGACAAGACAACGCUGAGUGCUCACAAGUUGAUAAUGGCGUCCGCAAGUCCUCUAGUUCGCCGCAUACUCGGAGAGAGUGCCCAUGCUCAUGGACCCAGCGUUGUCCUCAUCCCUGGAAUUAAGAGUAACCACCUCCGCCACCUUUUGGAUUUCCUCUACAAUGGACAAGCUUGCAUCAAGUCGAGUGAACUGGAUAGUAUUCAAGAGCUAUUUGAGUUACUCCAGAUCAAAUCGGAUAUAUGGCAGUCUUCUGGCUCUGAAGAGGCCAAAACUCAGUCCGAAGAUGACAGCAGCUGGACUGCUCAAGACAAUGAAAACUCCGAUCCAGUCACAGUGAAAAAAGAAACGGACGACGACGAGAAAGAAGAGGGAGAAAUUAAAGAUGAUGACGAUGAUACGACAGAUGAUAACAACUUAGAAGAACAAAAUGAUGGAUCUCCGAACCCAGUGAACUUGUCAUUGAACACGAAGAAUCUAAAUAAUGACGAAAAAUCAGAUGACUAUGAUAAUAGUUCGGAUAAGUCGGAUCAGAAGAAUUCAGAUGUGCUAAAAAUAGGCCAGUCAACCGUCAAGAUAGCUUCUAAGGUUCAUGAACUUUCUCAGUUUCACCAGAAUCGAAUGAAACGAAAAAGUGUGUACAUAGAACCAAUCGACCUCAAACAUCAAGACGAACUGUCUCAACUGAAGCCCCCCAUAGCUGAUCAAAAGUUGAUCUCGCUGGUUCACAGUCCAGACAAUUAUGUGGUGACUCCGCACAGAAAAAGAAGACCAGGUUUUUACAACGCUCCAGCACAAAACACCGCAUUUGUUCCUUUCUCUCCGUCGUACAUAGAUGAUGCGACACAUCAUCACCUUAGAUAUAAGAAUCUUCCUCCGCUACUGGCAGCUCACCAUCCGCUUUCCCUGUCUGCGCCUCCAUAUUUAGUAGAUCGAACACAUACACCAACGCCAGGCCAGCAUCCAGACACUUCCGGAGCAGCAGACAACGUAGUAGUUAAGUAUAGACCACCUAGUGCAGAUCAGGGAUUGGCCGCGGAUUCUUACCAAGCAUUCGAGCAUACGUGGGGCGCGUGGUCCCUAUGCCAAACCCAAGUGAAUGCUCCUUCAGGAAAUGAAGACUCUCGAGAACCUCCCCCUUCGUUUUCCACCAGCAGCAAUGACGAUGCAGCUGAAAGUUCUUCUCACGCAACGGGUAGUAAACAAUCGUUACCGGCAGUUCAAGUUCGGGAGUAUCGGUGUGAAUAUUGUGGUAAACAGUUCGGUAUGUCAUGGAAUCUCAAGACUCAUUUACGUGUUCAUACUGGGGAAAAACCUUUCGCGUGUAGAUUGUGCGUGGCGAUGUUUAAACAAAAAGCACAUUUAUUGAAACACUUGUGUUCAGUGCAUAGGAAUGUUAUAUCGUCGAAUGACGGCAAUUCCGGCCGGUUCAACUGUUGCUUCUGUCCAUUAUCAUUCGAAUCUCUACCAGAAUUAAUAAGACAUUUAUCGGGACCCCAUAAUAACUUGCUUCUGAGCAAAAACAUGCACGAACUUAAGUAGCACAACAAAUUACAUUCCAUUGCCCACUGAUGAGGUCGUAAAUAAUAUUUGGUACGACACCAUCUUGUGAUAUACUGAUCCUGAUCAGUGCCUUUUCUUGUAUCUCGUGUGGACGUAGUUAUAGUCGGUUAACCUCAGGGAUAUCUAGAGAAUAAUAUCCCAGGAGCUGCAGGCACGCAAGUGUCGGGACCAAUUGUGCCUUUUUUCCACUAUAAUCGACGCCCUCCGUCUAAAAAUGUGUUAAUAGUUUUAUUGCCUAGACAUAAUUUCAACCGUUGUGUUCAAUUUGACUUUACGUACCUAAGCUACGCGUGGUGUGUAUGACAGGUGAUUUUUAAAUGUUUGUUUUGCUUUUUCGGCUGGUCCGAUUUUCAGAUCAGAUGUUUUUAAUUUUAUUCCUAAAUUAUUCCAAGCAUCCACUGUUAUAUACAUCACAAGUUGAUAAUUAUUAUUGUAUGCAUUAAUGAAAAAUGCCAACUAAAACAAAAUCACAAAAAUAUACAACGACAAUCAAAUCCAUCAACUGGUAAGGUUAAAGACUAUAUACCAUUCCAGGUCACGUGACUUUGACAGCGUCGCUGAGGAGCAAAAAUUGUGUUUUUUGUGUUCUUUUUGCUAUUUUCUCGUUUUAUUAUAAGAAAUCUGCGGUUUUAACUACAACAAUUUCAAAUAUUAGAUAUAGGACACCCUCAUAGGGGAUGCAAAAACCCGGUAUAAUCAGAAAAUCAGUUUUCUUGACCCAUAUCGUCGUUCUGUUUACAGUGCAUUGUGAUUAUAGUGAUUUAAAACAUCUCGGUCUUUAAAUGCGGCUGGUGUUAUAAAAAAAACUCACUUUAUCUCUUUUACUUUUACUGGAACACUUUACAACUGAACAAAACGCUGGUAUUUUAAUCAUAUUCUUAAAUUAAAAAAUGGUUUUCUACACUUAACCUACUUUGUUUACAAGAUCUUUGCCCUCCAGUCGCUGUCAAAUGACGUCACCCUGAAAUGGUCUAUACUACUUUCAUUUCCAAGCUAAGCUCAGACACGUGAUCGAUGGGUGUGUCGUGUCGUCGCAGCUUCUUCGCAGGUUCUUCUUCUUUGGUUACCGUCUCUAAGGAGAUUGGUAAUCAUCACAGCAAUUUUCACUUUUGAGAUUGCAGCUCUGAGCAAGUCGACAGAACUGCAAUUAUACCACUUUCUUAGAUUAUUGAGCCAGGAAAUGCGUCUUCUUCCAAUACUUCGUUUUCCCUGCGUUAUGGUUUGCAGCAACACAUAUUUAUCCCUUCUCAUAAUGUGGCCGAGAUAUUGUAACUUUCUUAUCUUAACCGUAUUCAUGAUUUCCUUUUCCUUUUUCAUCUUUCUGAGGACCUCAACAUCUACCAAACUUAUGUUUAAUAUUCUUCGGUAGGCCCACAUCUCGAAUGCUUCACGUCGAUCGCUUAUUUCUUUCUUUGUGGUCCAGGCCUCCACCCCAUACAGCAGCACCGAAAACACAUAUGAACGUAAUAUUCUUAUUUUGAUUUGCAAACUAAGAUCUCUACUGCAUAAUACUUUUCUCAUCUUGCUAAAUGUUGCUGUAGCUUGUCCAAUUCUCAUUUUUAUUUCUUCUGUAUACUCGUUAUUUUCAUUAAAAUUGUACCAAGAUAUCUGUAUUUUUUCUUUUGGCACCCCUCUUAUAUCAUUGGUUAGAAACUAUGUAAUUUCUAACACUGCGACAAACUGCGACGACACAACACACCUACCGAUCAGACGUCUGAAACUGACGUCUCAGCUUAUCUUGGGAAUGAACCUAGUAUAGAGAAAAUAAAUGCCAAAUAUUUUUAGAUGCCAAAAAGAUCAGAUAAUAGUCCAAGUUUAUAUAAUACCUGAAAGAAGUCCACUGACGUUUAACACGAUCUUGAGUAUCUUGAGUAUAUUUGAUAAAUAAUGAAAAAUUUAUUACGAUCUGGUUAGAAUCAUCACCUGAACAAUAGUUUUACGGGGAGUAUGCUCUAUCCUGCCAUUUUUUCGAUUUAACCUCCCCCCGUCACCUUCAGCAAGAGACUAGCCCUAGAUUAACAAUGAUACUUCUGCCAUUAGCACUUGCUACUACCGAUCAACCUAAAAGUAGUUAUCUGUGUUCAAAUGUGUCCAAAAACAUCGAAUAACUCUAAGUAACUUUACAUGUACUGUCUAUGAUUUUCUUACAAUUUUAACAAAACUGUGUAUUAGUACGUUCUUUAACGGUAAAAUAUUGCAAAACCUCUAAAUUUUAAAGAACCGCUUGGAUUGACAUGAAAUUUGGCAUACACAUAUCUAACAAGUCAAAGAAAAAAAGUGAUAUUGUGCCGAUGUGUGCUUUUGCCCUGGGGGUGGUUCUCACGCCCUCUUGGGGGUGAAAAAAUAUACGACCAAAGUAAGUCCGGAAAUGGAUAAACUGACUAAUUAUAAGCAACUUUUGUUCUAUAAAGUUUUUUCAUUAAGUCAAUAUUUUUCGAGUUAUUUGCCAGUGAAUAUGUUCAUUUUUUCAACAAAAUAACCACGCUUUUAGACAGUUUUUCGCAAAUAACUCAAAAACUAAGUAUUUUGAAAAACAUUCAUAGCAAGAAUAUAGCCCGUAAAAAAUUUUAAAAAUUGGUGUAUAUAUUACGUCUCUAUACCUAGUAGAAGCAGAGUUAUAGCUAAUGAAAAAUAGGUUCAUAUUCGUCAAAUUCCAAAUGGAAUACUUUAACGUGAAAUAACCAAAAAUGAAGCACAUUUCGGGGAAAACUCAUUACAACUUAUUUAAAGUGUUUAAAAAAAGCUUCAUUUUUGUUUUAUAAAAAAAAGUAGCAUCAAAAGUAAACAACUUACGCUCAAAAUACAGUUAGUCCCUUUUUUUGGUAAAAAAAUCGGAAAAAUCACCUCCUAAUUAGUAUCUAAAAUGAACUUAAUCGUUACGACUUCACAAGUUUCUUGACUCUUGAACUUAUAAUCUAUUUUUUAUAUGAUCUGUAAGUUUCAUCGGUUCAAAGUCCUUAUUUUUUAAAGGGCUGUAGUUAAAAGGGGUUGAACGAGUCACUGAUCACGAAUGUAUGCAAAUUUAGAAACAUCAAAUCUUAAUCAAUUUUUGUCUUACAGAAAAACAAAAGAAUACAGGAUAUUCAGAAAAGCAAUGCUGACUUUUUUUGUUUUUUGAGAUUUUUGGUAUCUCUAACAAUUUUUAAGUUAUUUUGAAAAAAAGCAUAUUUUUCAAAAUAACAUUUUUUGGGAAUUUUACUUUGAAACCAAAUUUUUUCAAAAACAAGCACUUUAAAUCGAUGAACCUUACAGAUUAUAUAAACACAAUAUAAGUAAAAUAAUUUGUGGAGCGGUAACGACUAAUUUCAUUUAAGUUGCUAAUUAGGGGGUGGUCUUCCCGAUUUUUUUUUUGCCAAAACAAAAGGGACCAACUUUAUUUUGAGCGUAACUUGCUUAAAUUUGAUGCUAGAAACUUUUUAUAAAAACAGAAUAAAAGCUAUUUUUAAACACUUUAAAAAAGUUAUAAUGGGUUUUCCCCGAAAAGUGCUUAAUUUUUUGGAUAUUUCACGUCGAAAUAUUCGAUUUGAAAUUUGGCGAAUAUGAACCCAUUUUUCAUUGGCUAUAACUCUGGUUCUACGAGGUCCAGAGACCUCACGCGUACACCAUUUUUUUUACUUUUUUUACAGGCUAUAUUUUUGCUAAGAAGGCUUUUUUCGGAAAAAUACUUAAUUUUUGAGUUAUUUGCGAGAAACCGUCUAAAAAUGUAGUUAUUUUGUUGAAAAAUGAACAUAUUCACUCGAAAAUAACUCGAAAAGUGUUGACUUGGCGAAAAAGCUCUAUAGAGCAAAAGUUACUUAAAAUUUAGUCAGUUUAUCCAUUUCAGGACUUAUUUUGGACAUAAGUAUAUUUUUCACCCCUAAGUGGGGGUGAAAGUCACCCCCAGGGCAAAAGCACACAUUGGCACAAUAUCACUUUUUUUCUUUGACAUGUAAGCUAUGCGUAUGCCAAAUUUCAUGUCAAUUCAAGCGGUUCUUUAAAAUUUAGAGCAAAAACCGUGAAAGAAUGUACUAUAUGUACGGAUGUGUAAAUAUAUCCUUCAUAAGCCUUACGUACUUCUCCGUAACCCAUUUCUUUCUCAUACGUAUCAGAAAAAGCUCUUGUCUAGGAUCAGUAUCGUAUGCCUUUUCAAGAUCUAUAAAUACCAAAUGUAGCUCUCUUUUCUUCUCGCCCAAUUUUUCUAUCAACUGCCUCAAAGCAAAUAAAGCAUCCAUUGUCCUCCUUUCUGGCAUAAACCUAAACUCUUCUCCAAUCGAUGUCUCCUUCCUUAAUCUAUAUAGUCCUCUCCCAACUUUUCAUUGUAUGCGAGAUUAACUUUAUCCCUCUAUAGCUCAGUUGGUUCAGUAGAAGCCUCUCGCACAGGAUCGCAGCCAAUAGAGACAACAAGCUAACAAUAUCUAGAGCAGCUUUCUAAAGUACUCAUGCCAUCUUUUCUUUAUCAUUUGGCCUUAACACUCUUCAAUCCACACUCUUAAUCUGCCGCCCGUAAGUCAAGUCUUUUGAUUACUUUUAUUGACUUGUUACUUGCUUUAGCAAUGCCGUAUAACCCUCCUUAAGUGAUUCUAGCGGUCCACACCAUACUUCUUUACAAAAGAUCUUUCCUUGGCAUUAGCUACAGCGCGCUUUCAUUCCCCUCUUUGUUACUUUGUAGGUAUGUAUAAUAUGUAUAUCCUUAUUCAGAUGGACCCUUAUUAUUCGAUCACUUCUUCUGGUUACUCUUAUUUGAUGUUUUUUCCAUUCGUUGUUCAAAAUAACACUUAUUCCAUUUGUGCCAUGACUGUUGGGGUUAGCACUACUGUAUAUUAACUUGCAUCCAUCUCCAAGAUCUCUCAAUUGAUUACCUUUUCAACGAGUUUCUUACACACAAACUACACCAAUCCUCUCCUCUGCGUGAAAUCGGCGAGCUUUCUUCUUUACCUGUCAUACUUCCUUGAGAGUUGCAAUCCUCAGGACUAGCUUCUUUGCCCCUUCUGUUCUCUAAAAGGUAGCCCUCCUAGCUCACUUUUCGCAGGAGUCAGGCGCCCUAGUACCUAAACUGUUUUCUUCAUUUCUUGUUUUCAUGGUUUUAGCAAGGUUUUUUACUGCUCAAUGCACUUCCUUAUUCAAACUCUCCUCCUGUAUUAGUUGUAUAUUGUUGUCGUUAUGUUACCUAUGAUUUUCUUUCACGAUGCACAAAAAUAUAUAAAAUAAAUGCCUAUCAACAUGAAGUUACUUGUUUUCUGCAAGUAUAGGAUGAUUUUCGAAAAAAUUUAUCAGAGAAACAAUUUGGUUAUCUCGCAUUAAUCUUGUUUCGUGGUCCAAAUACACUUAUUUUCCCACAACUUCUAUGGGCGACUUCUCGAUUUCUAUUAGCUCAUUGGGGAAGAGGUUCGUCACCAUUUUUGUUUUCCCAUAGUUUGUUUAUGAAAGGACUCUCUCCGUUACCUGCUGUAAUUAUUGUUGUAGCAUAAUUCUGGCUUCUCUUAAGUCAUCUGUCGUGAGAACAAUGUCAUCGGAAUAUCUGAGAUGAUUUAGUUUCUUUCCAUCGAUGUUAAUAACCUUUGAGUCGCACCCUAAUCCUUAAAAUGCGUACUCCAUGACUGUUAUAAAUAGUUUUGGCGACAAAGUAUCUCCCUGCUGCACUCCUCUGUCAAUUUUCAUCUUCUCAGUACUACAUCCUUAUGAAGAACAAAAGAUAGUGGAGAAACUUUAUAUAGAUCUGUUAUAUCGUUAAAUUUCUUUGUUGUUUUGUAUAUAAUUAGUAAAAUAAGAGUAAAAUUCUUGACAGUUUUUUGAAAACAAGUAUAUAUACCAGUUGAACUGUGAUCGUCUAUGUGUUGUAUUCAAAAUUACUCGAAAACUCAUCUAGGCAUUUUUUGUUUUUGUAUGUAACAUUUGUAUAAUACUUGCUUAUAAAGUUUUUACUAUAAAACUGGAACAUGAUAAUGAUCGUAUAUUUUUUUAAUAUACACACCAAAGAAGUAAAAAUUAAGAUGAAAUAUACAAUUUCUGUGUAAGUUAUUAUCUCUCUUAAAAAUCUCUCUGAAUGUUAUUUUUUAUUCAACAGCAUCCUGGACUCACCUGGAGCAUACCUAGAUUUUUAGCGUCCUCAUUUGGCCCAUUUUUAGAAGUUUUUUAAUUUUUUUUAGAAUACGCACUAAUUUUAUAAAAAAAAAUCUUUUUCAAACGAAUUCUUUCGGCACGAUUGAACGUGGUACAAAUGCGGUAACGUAGUUUUUUGUUAGAUUUGUUAACUGUAAAUAAUUAAUUAGCCUGUAUAUAGUGUAAGAAAUAAAAACAUGUUUUUUCUUGUA